AUGUCAGAUUACGCUUUUAUUCCUGCGGCACAGCUAGGAUAUGCAGAAAAUCCUGGGAGCGACCAUCCUCAAAUAUCCGAAACCCACUCUCGUUUAGGUACAAUGCUCGAUUUUCAGCAGGGCUAUUUCUCCGACUUCGCUGGGCAGCAGAGACAAGAACAAAGAGAUAGUUAUGAAGGUGGCCCGCACAGAUACUCCUCGGGCGAUUUCCUUUCCUCACCGACGACCAUGCCCCCAAUGCUUAACACCAAUGAUCUUCCGUUACCUGGACUACCUAAUCACCAGGCUCCUCUUGAACCACGAGAUGUCCCAUUUGCAGUUUAUGAUCCGCACAAUGAAAAUAUCCCUAUGUCCAAAUUUGAUAAUAUUCCAUCGGUUCUAAGACAUAGAAGUCGGACGAAUCCGAAGCGCCCAGCCUAUUGGGUUUUAGAUCAGAAGGGGAAGGAAACCGCCUCAAUCACCUGGGAUAAACUCACUAGUCGAGCGGAAAAAGUUGCCCAGGUCAUUAGAGACAAGAGCAAUCUCUAUCGAGGAGACCGCGUUGCGCUGAUCUACCGAGAUGCCGAGAUUAUCGAAUUUGCUGUCGCCUUGAUGGGUUGCUUCAUCGCUGGCGUGGUUGCUGUGCCGAUCAACAACCUCGAAGACUAUCAAAAGCUCAAUGUUAUAUUGACAUCGACGCAGGCGCACUUAGCUCUGACCACCGACAACAACCUAAAAGCUUUUCAGCGAGACAUCACAAUGCAAAAGCUCAGCUGGCCUCGAGGAGUGGAGUGGUGGAAGACGAACGAGUUUGGCAGUUUUCACCCCAAAAAGAAGGACGAUGUACCUCCAUUGCAGGUCCCGGAUCUUGCUUACAUUGAGUUUUCUCGAGCACCAACGGGUGAUCUUCGUGGAGUAGUUAUGAGUCACAGAACAAUCAUGCAUCAGAUGGCUUGUCUUAGUGCGAUAAUUGCCACGGUUCCUGGGAGUGAAGGGGGAUUAGAUUCGCAAAGUGCGCUCUUUCGCGACAAAAGCACACGACCGUUUGCGCACGGGGGGACAGGGGAGAUCCUCCUUAGUUACCUUGACCCUAGGCAGAGCAUCGGCAUGAUCCUUGGGGUUCUUCUGACCGUGUAUGGAGGGCAUACCACGGUCUGGAUUGAGUCGCAUGCCGUAGAGACGCCCGGGCUCUACGCUCAUCUGAUCACAAAAUACAAGGCGACCCUCAUGGUUGCAGAUUAUCCGGGCCUGAAAAGAGCUGUCUACAAUUAUCAAGCGGAUCCAAUGACGACAAGAAAUUUCAAAAAGAAUGUCGACCCGAAUUUUGCUUCUGUCAAGCUUUGCCUUAUUGACACAUUGACUGUUGAUGGAGAGUUUCAUGAGAUACUUGCUGAUCGUUGGUUAAGGCCUUUGAGAAACCCUCGAGCGAGGGACUUGGUGGCGCCGAUGCUUUGCCUUCCAGAACACGGAGGCAUGGUGAUAAGCGUACGAGAUUGGCUAGGAGGAGAGGAGCGCAUGGGAUGUUCGCUAAUUUUGGAUGGCUCGAAUACAGCCACAUUGUCAGAGGAAGAGCCAGAAGAGAAGACGAGGUUUUCCGGUCACAGUGGUUAUGGAAGCUUGAUUGGGGGGACAGCAAUCGGGGCAGAAGAUAGGAAAGGGCGCAACGAGCUGAGUGAGGUGCUUCUUGAUAAAGAGGCUCUAAAAACAAAUGAGGUGAUUGUGGUCGCGAUUGGAGAAGAAGCAAGAAAAAAAGCUGGCAUAGAACCUGGUACUGUCCGAGUUGGAGCCUUUGGCUAUCCUAUUCCGGAUGCAACUCUGGCCGUUGUCGACCCAGAAACGAGUUUGUUGUGUUCGCCGCAUGUGAUUGGGGAGAUUUGGGUCGAUUCCCCCUCCUUGUCUGGCGGCUUCUGGGCCCUACCAAAGCAUACAGAAACCAUUUUCCACGCGAGACCCUACCAUUUCGUUGAGGGGAGUCCUUCGCCUGUGCCCAUAGACCUGGAAUUUCUAAGAACUGGUCUCCUCGGUUGUGUCAUUGAAGGUAAAAUUUUUGUGCUCGGCUUGUAUGAAGACAGGCUGAGGCAGAAGGUUGAAUGGGUCGAGCAUGGAAUGGAUGUUGCAGAAUACAGAUAUUUUUUUGUGCAGCACCUAAUUAUCAGUAUUAUGAAGAACGUUCCGAAAAUCUAUGAUUGCUCUGCUUUUGACGUCUUCGUCAAUGAAGAGCACUUACCGAUUGUGCUAUUGGAGUCUAGCGCUGCAUCCACUGCACCUUCAACAUCAGGUGGGCCUCCAAGGCAGUUAGACACAGCGCUUUUGGACUCGCUGUCUGAAAGAUGCAUGGAAAUACUGUAUCAGGAACAUCAUGUUCGUGUAUACUGUGUGAUGAUCACGGCUCCAAAUACUCUUCCGAGGGUAACGAAAAAUGGGAGAAAAGAGAUUGGCAAUAUGCUUUGUCGAAAAGAAUUUGACAAUGGUGCUCUGCCCUGUGUCCAUGUUAAGUUCGGAGUGGAGAGAGCAGUUUUGAAUCUUCCCGUUGGUCACGACCCUGUUGGGGGUAUAUGGUCACCAUUGUCAACCCAGAACAGGCAGGAUAAUUUGGCAUUGCAGGAGAAACAAUAUUCUGGCGUAGACUAUCGCGAAGUUGUGAUAGAUGACCGCACCUCGACACCACUGAAUAGUUUCUCUAGCCUUGUCGAUUUGCUGCAAUGGCGUGUUUCGAGACAAGCGGAGGAACUCUCUUAUUGCACAAUUGAUGGCCGUGGUCGUGAAGGGAAAGGAAUUACCUGGAAGAAGUUGGACACGAAAAUUGCUGCGGUUGCAGCUUUUAUAAAAAAUAAAGCGAAAGCCCGCCCAGGUGAUCGUUUGAUAUUGAUGUACACCCAUUCGGAGGAUUUUGUUUUAGCAGUUCACGCGUGUUUCUGCCUUGGAGUCGUGGCUAUUCCUGUCGCUCCGCUCGAUCAAAAUCGUCUCCAUGAGGAUGCACCGGCUCUGCUUCAUAUGAUCUCGGAUUUCAAAGUCAAGGCAAUUCUAAUGAACUCUGAGGUCGAGCAUUUGUUGAAGCAAAAGCCGGUUUCUCAACACCUGAAACAGUCUGCGCUGGUGCUCAAAGUCGCUCUUCCCAACUCAUACAAUACUGGUAAGCCUCCGAAGCAGACGAACGGAUGCCGGGAGCUUGGCUUCAUUAUGAAGCCGGAGUGGGUUGCUUCAAACCAACCCGCUUUGGUAUGGACAUACUGGACCCCCGAUCAGAGGCGAGUUGCGGUUCAGCUGUGCCACGAUACAAUUAUGGGGAUUUGUAAAGUGCAAAAGGAAACGUGCCAAAUGACAAGCUCGAGGCCUGUCCUGGGAUGCGUAAGGAGCACGAGUGGCAUAGGCUUUCUUCACACAUGUUUGAUGGGUGUUUUUGUUGGUUCUCCGACGUAUCUCGUCUCCCCCGUCGACUUCGCCCAGAACCCCCAGUCCCUUUUCUUGACUUUGUCAAGAUAUAAGAUAAAAAAUACUUAUGCCACCUCACAGAUGUUGGAUCACGCAAUGAAUACGAUGCCCGGCAAAGGAUUUAUGCUACAAGAAUUGAAGAAUCUUAUGAUUUCAACAGAAGGAAGACCCAGGGUGGACGUCUUCCAGAGAGUUCGACUCUUCUUUGCAGCAGCAGGUCUAGAUCGGACUGCCAUUAACACCAUCUAUUCCCAUGUGCUGAAUCCAAUGAUAGCAUCACGAUCUUAUAUGUGUAUUGAGCCGAUUGAGCUUUGGCUGGACGCGCGCGCUCUGCGCUGUGGUCUGGUUUUUCCCGUGGACCCCGACACUGAUCCUUCGGCUCUUUUGAUUCAGGAUUCUGGAAUGGUGCCGGUGAACACGCAAAUUGCUAUAGUGAAUCCUGAAACCUGUCGCCUUUGCCACGUCGGCGAGUAUGGAGAAAUAUGGGUGCAGUCGGAAGCCUGUGUCAAGUCGUUCUACGGCUCGAAGGAUAUUUUUGAUGCUGAAAGGUUCCGUGGCCAGACUGUAGAUGGGGACUCCCAGGUGACCUACGUACGCACCGGUGAUCUAGGUUUUCUGCAUAAUGUCAGUCGCCCAAUUGGUCCUGGUGGAGCACUUGUCGAGAUGCAGAUCCUUUUUGUUCUUGGUGCAAUAGGGGAUACUUUUGAAGUGAACGGCCUCAGCCAUUUCCCGAUGGACAUCGAAUAUUCGAUUGAAAAGUGUCAUAGGAAUAUCGUCCCGGGCGGGAGCGCCGUUUUUCAAGCCGGUGGACUAGUUGUGGUCCUCGUCGAAGUCAUUCGAAAAGCCUACCUUGCAUCUAUCGUUCCAGUCAUCGUCAAUGCAAUAUUGAACGAGCAUCAAUUAAUCGUUGACGUUGUGGCAUUUGUGUCGAAAGGAGACUUCCCAAGGUCACGCUUGGGUGAAAAGCAGCGCGGCAAGAUUCUCGCGUCAUGGGUAACAAGGAAACUUAGAACGAUUGCUCAGUUUAAUAUCAAGGACUCGGAUGGAGCCGACUCACAAGUUACCGAAGUGGCACCGCCCAGAAGCGAACCUGUCAGUGUGAGAAAUGGCAGCAUUUCUGGAGGUAACGGAAGCGGGAAGUAUGUCGAGAGUUCUUCGACUCCUAUUAUCGAGGCACAUAUUCCUGAAGAGCACAACCAAAAAUAUUUAAUUCAACCCGAAGAGGAAAUACCUCUCCCUCACGGCAUCUCAGAGAUGCCCACUCACUAUGACGAUUCUAUCCGGGAAAAUUCUCUCUCCGACCAAGACGCAGCAAGCCAUGAUGUCAACAUCGUUCCUCCAUCAAAGGACUAUGUUGGACUCCCUGAAGCGCUCUUGCCGGAAGCAAUUUCUGGGAUGAGUAUCAGCCCGGAGAUUCCAGUCAACCAAGAUGAAAACUUCAACAAUGUGCCUACUUCAACCAAUGACGCACACCAUGCAGCUAGAUCUUUGCAAGACGAACCACCUGAGCCUCUGUAUAGCAAGAAGCCAGUUUUAAGUCCUCCGUCGAUUCCUAGCCAUGAAUCUUUGGAACCUAAAAACGAUCUUUGGUCGCUUCCGUCUCGCCGGCAAGGUGUUUUGAGAGCAGUUAACAUUGGAGACAGAGACCUGGAAGAGGAAGACUGGCCGGAGGAUCCGACGAUACAGAAUAGUUCGAGCUCUGCGAGCCAUUUACAUCACGGAAGUAGUAGAUAUGACGGCAGCGGCUAUGGCAGCGCGGUUUGA
Messenger RNA from Xylona heveae TC161, 5175 nucleotides. Its product is annotated as acetyl-CoA synthetase-like protein. Lineage: Eukaryota; Fungi; Ascomycota; Xylonomycetes; Xylonales; Xylonaceae. Gene Ontology annotation, cellular component: cytosol. The coding region runs from base 1 to 5175 and encodes 1724 amino acids. The record is from RefSeq and is a predicted model, not a curated record. The transcript is spliced from 5 exons.